AUGUCGAGCCAGAAGGAAUCAAUUCCCUUCCUUUCUCAGGGUCAGAAUCUCAAAUUAGAGAGACCGCAUGUCGAAAAAGCUAUCGAAAACUUGCACAAGACGCUCAGCGAGAUGCUCGUUAUACUAUUGAACGAUCAGAAUAUUGUGAACCUUCCAAUACGAGCUUACGAUUUGGACUUGCCUGGUCAGAAUAACGAAAGUUCCGACUCGAAACAGCUCUCUUUUUUCCAACCCAUGAGUGAGGAAGACUACUUUCGUUACAAACUCUCUGAAAAGGACAAAGAGCGUCACCUCAAGAGUUUUCAGAGGUUUUCGAGGAGCCGAUUGAAGAAUGCCCUGGGAUGGGAUUCCUCUAAGCAAAUACGUUUCCAGGCAAAGCCUUGGUACCUUCACAAGGUGGUUUUGGCAAGAGAGCUUCUGUGA
Messenger RNA from Talaromyces marneffei, 423 nucleotides. RefSeq lists its product as uncharacterized. The transcript is spliced from 3 exons. The record is from RefSeq and is a predicted model, not a curated record. Lineage: Eukaryota; Fungi; Ascomycota; Eurotiomycetes; Eurotiales; Trichocomaceae. The coding region runs from base 1 to 423 and encodes 140 amino acids.